AUGUGCGACUUGGGAGCCUUCAUUAACGUGAUGCCUCUAUCCGUGUACAAUACUCUUUCAGCCGACCCAUUGAAGGAAACGAAGGUCACUAUUCAAUUGGCAGAUCGUUCAAUUAUUUACCCGGAGGGAGUCUUGGAGAAUGUCUUGGUAAAGGUAAACGAAUUAAUCUUUCCGGUCGAUUUCUAUGUAAUUGACAUGGAAAAUGACCGCUCAAACACUUCAUCCGAAAUUCUCCUUGGGCGACCUUUUCUUAGCACUGCCAACACUAAAAUCGAUGUUCGAAGUGGAAUCCUCACAAUGGAGUUCGAUGGUGAGGUCGUUAAAUUUAAUGUUUACAAAGCGAUGCGGUAUCCUGAUGAUGUUCAAGGCAUUAAUUUUGUUGAUAUAAUUGAGUCUGCGAUUGAUGAGUUUGUUGAGACUAAUUUUGUUAAUAAAAUUUGCAGGAAAUUUGAUGAUUUCGAUGAUGAAUUCAGGGAGUUGAAACAAACUUUCUCUAUUGAUUCCAUUAAUUCUAACAAAAUCACUACACCUUCAAAAACUAAAUUAUUACCUUCGGUUUUGCAGGCUCCUCGGAUUGAACUAAAGGAAUUACCGGAUCACUUGAAGUACAUUUUUUUGGGAAACGAUGAUACGUUGCCGGUUAUUGUGUCGAACAAGAUAAGUAAAGAUGAGGAAAAUGACCUUGUGGAAAUACUACGUGCACAAAAGAAGCCAUUGGGUGGACAAUUGCCGACAUCAAAGGGUUAA
Molecule: messenger RNA, 747 nt
Organism: Gossypium arboreum
Lineage: Eukaryota; Viridiplantae; Streptophyta; Magnoliopsida; Malvales; Malvaceae
Exons: 1
Coding region: 1-747 (248 amino acids)
Source: RefSeq, a predicted model, not a curated record